CCAAAUCCAGGUCACAGGGGAAGCGUUACUUGAGGCUAGAUUGAGGUGAGAUUGGUCGGGUUCCUGAGUCCAGUUUGUACACGGGAGUAGGGACUUCAUUUUACCCCCAGUCCAAGGCCUCGAUUAACAGGAUGAGCAGCUCUCAAAAAAGACAGAAAUAUCAGAAGCAUGGAUACAGUCUUAUCUGUUAGAAGAAUGCUCAAAGGAAAAUAAGGAAACUAGAAGUCUCAGGAUGAAUCCAUCUAGAUCUAGAUCAGGUGGUAGUGGAGAAGAAAUCUCAUUUCAAGAAAAUGAGAGAAGAUGGCAGCAAGAGCGUCUCCACAGAGAAGAAGCCUAUUACCAGUUUAUUAAUGCGCUCAAUGAUGAAGAUUAUCGGUUAAUGAGAGAUCAUAAUCUUUUAGGCACCCCUGGAGACAUAACAUCCGAGGAGCUACAGCAGCGCCUGGAUAGAGCGAAGGAGCAGCUGGUAUCUCAGCCUGGCUCGGGGAGUGGGACAAGUGAUGGAGACUCAGAAAACCUCAGAGAACAUUCAGAUGAGGGCUCUCUGCUCCGAUGGCUGAGCACUUUCCGGCGCACUGGGAACGUGACGCGCAGUGGACAGAGUGGGAGUCAGAGCUGGAGGGCUGUGAGCCGCACAAACCCGGACAGCGGGGAGUUCGGGUUCAGCCUGGAGAUCCACAUCAACCCCGACAGCAGAGGCUCCGGGGUGCGCGGAGCGGAGCCUGUGGACAUCCCUCUGUCAGGUGUCAGCAGAGAGCAUGGGCAGCAGAGACCCUCCAGUCCUGUGGCUAGGCGAACCCGAAGCCAGACCUCCGUGAGCUCCAGUGCUGGUCUCUCCAGUGCUCCCGGGGGCAGGCGCUCGAGGAGGCAGGGCUCUGUGCAAGGAUCUUUCUCAGCACUGGGGAGGUUAAGGAAUGGCAUUGGAGCAGAGCUUGGCGUUUCCAGAGUUAGUGCCCCUCGCACUCACGUUAUUAACACCCACACGAACCAGUCCGAUGGUAGUGCUCCCAGGCAAAGUGGACGGCAGCGGUUUGGAGCAGCACAUAUUUGGGAAAACGGGGCUAGAAGUAAUGUUACAGUGAGGAACACAAACCAAAGAUUAGAGCCAAUAAGAUUACGUCCUGCUCUCAGUAGUCGAAGCCGGUCCCCUAUUCAGAGACAGAAUGGGACUGGUCAUAAUUCCCAAAGACAGGGUAGACCGCUACAGCAAACGGGUAGAAACAGGUCUGUGAGGCAGAGAGGUGGAACCAGGGUGUUUUUAGAACAAGGCACAGAACGCAGAGGCACCGAUUAUACCCCACUGUCCAACUCAAGACUCGUGUCAAGGAUAACAGUAGAAGAAGGAGAAUCCAGCAGGUCCUCAGCUGCCACCCAGCGCCACCCAGCAAUCACACUAGACCUGCAAGUCAGGAGGAUUCGUCCUGGAGAAACUAGAGAUCGGGAUAGCAUUGCAAAUAGAACCCGGUCUAGGGCAGGGCUGGCCGAAAGUACAGUUGAGAGCAACAGUGGGGGCUUCCACAGAACUAUUUCUCAGUUAGAACGGUCGGGUGUCCGGACCUAUGUGAGCACCAUUACAGUUCCUCUUCGGAGGAUUUCCGAGAAUGAAGUGGUUGAGCCAUCCUCUGUGGCUCUUCGGUCAAUUUUAAGGCAGAUCAUGACUGGGUUUGGAGAGCUGAGUUCUCUAAUGGAGGUGGAGCCUGCAUCAGAGAAUCAAAGCAAUGAUCAGCAUUUACCAGAGGUGUACCUAGAACUGAGUAAUGGAGGUGCGGCUGAUGACCAUGGUCAGCAUGGAGGAGGCUCCUCACAGGCCCCUCAGGCCCAAGACGACAGUGCGGAAACGCUAGAUGUGAGUGAGCCCACCCCACCACAGCCUCGCUCCAGUGGCUCCAGAGGUAGAAGGCAGUUACGCAGGGCAGACAAUGUCGUUGAGGCUGGGACAUUACCCAUUCUGCGCCUUGCUCAUUUCUUCCUACUGAAUGAAGGCGAUGAUGACCCAAUUCGUGGUCUAACCAAGGAGCAGAUUGACAAUCUUUCUACCAGGAGUUAUGAGCAAAGCGCGGUUGACAGUGAGUUAGGUAAAGUGUGCAGUGUGUGCAUCAGUGACUAUGUGGCCGGGAACAAGCUCCGGCAGCUGCCGUGCCUGCACGAGUUCCACAUUCACUGUAUCGAUCGCUGGCUGUCAGAGAACUGUACCUGCCCCGUCUGUCGGCGACCUGUUUUAGAAUUGGGGGCCACAGACAGCGGGUGAGCAAUGGGGUCUGCUCAGUGCUGUGUGUUCCUGGAGUCAUAGUCGAACACUUUUCUUGAGUUACUUGUGAUGGUGUAACCAAGACAAAAAACCUAUCAGAUUAUAGUUUGCACUAUUUUUUGUGUGCUUUUUUUUAAACCUUGUUACAAAGAGUUUGUUUAUAUAAAAAUUUAAAAUGCAGAUGUUAAAUUAUCCAAAAGUAAAGAAUAGUUAAUAUUGCUAGAACCAAAUAACCUUUAAAAUGUUUUUAUUUUGGUAAUUUUGUCAUGCUAAGCACUUUUGUAUCUGCACAACCCAGUAUGUUAGGGAUCUUGAUUCUUUCUCAACUCUGCAGUAGGUUUUGCUGGGGUUUCCGAGUUUGAACUCAGUGCUUCCUUUGGACACUACUGUCUGAGUCUUCGUAGCCUGUUAGGCUGAAUGUCUGCUAGAUAUACUUAAGUUACUUGAAUUGGUAAUUUAACACGUGGCACACGGCGCGUGUGUCUGCAGGUAUGUAACUGUGGGAACAUAUCCAGGCUGACAACUGCAGGCUGGAGACUGAGGCUCUGGGGCUUAGACUGCAUGUGGCACAGUGUUAACAGUGACAGGAUCAUCUCUAAGGGGGAGUGAAUUAAUCGAGAUGGAGAUUGUUUACUGAAGCGUGUCUGACAAUCUGACCUACUAGAGAGCGAGCGAUGUAUAAUAAUGAAUCUAGUAUUUCUUUAUUCAUGGAAUGUGGAAAUUUUAUGACAGAUAGUUUAAGUUUGUCUUUUUUGUGAUUUUUUUUUUUUUUUUUUAGAAGUACAAACACUUCUGGGGUUAGGUAGGGUUUACAGCAUGCUUGAUUUCUCAAAUUUAGUUUUAAAAUCUAAAAUACUUUAAAGUCUAUGAAGUAGUGAAAUGCAUAGAAAAUAUGUAAAUUUGGAUGCCAAAAAGCUCCAAAUUAAAGCCUUUAAAAGAACAUAGAGUUUAUAUAAACACAAAGUAUGCAUUAAAGUCUAUUUCUACCAGUAAACAUUAAAGACUGUGUGAGCUCA
Molecule: messenger RNA, 3264 nt
Organism: Rattus rattus (black rat)
Lineage: Eukaryota; Metazoa; Chordata; Mammalia; Rodentia; Muridae
Gene: Rnf6
Product: ring finger protein 6
Exons: 5
Coding region: 233-2248 (671 amino acids)
Biological process (GO): ubiquitin-dependent protein catabolic process; positive regulation of DNA-templated transcription; protein ubiquitination
Cellular component (GO): cytoplasm; nucleoplasm
Molecular function (GO): ubiquitin protein ligase activity
Source: RefSeq, a predicted model, not a curated record